This is a messenger RNA of Hylaeus anthracinus, 3887 nucleotides long. It is a transcript of the gene Lztr1, whose product is annotated as leucine-zipper-like transcriptional regulator 1. The record is from RefSeq and is a predicted model, not a curated record. Gene Ontology annotation, cellular component: Golgi apparatus. The coding region runs from base 592 to 2880 and encodes 762 amino acids. The transcript is spliced from 8 exons. Gene Ontology annotation, molecular function: protein binding. Lineage: Eukaryota; Metazoa; Arthropoda; Insecta; Hymenoptera; Colletidae.
ACAUCUUGGGGUUAUAUUUGCGAUACAUUGAUUCGUUCUUUGGCAAAGAAUUAGAUAUCAAAGCUCAAAACUAAAUUCUAUCUCAAACCAAGCUAAAUCUCUGAGCCACGCCAUGAUCUAUAUUGAUCUCGAGAUUCCUGAGUGAUCUGCAGAUAAAAUGACACGUAGCACGAAGUCACAAUAGGCCACAAUCCGGUGUAUGUGGGGUGGUGUAUGUAUCGUGCGUAAGCAAUGUCAACUAUAAUUUAACAGAAAAUGUUAGUAAAAAUUGCUUAUGUUAAUCGCGUAGAUGCUGUCAAAUGAACAGUUCUGUAUAAUUUCAUGCGGUACUUAUUAUAAUCAACCGUACUCCAGCCGAUCGAUUGGACUACACAUGUUUUUGACAGUUCCGUAGUCGGUGACUGGUUUGUCUCGUUUUCAAUCAUUGUGAAAGUAAUCAUUUCGAUACCAAAUCAUCGAAUCGAUUGGAGGCCUUUGGAGCCUUUUCGUAACACAAUGAUUAUUACGAAUUUAUAAAUGCCAAGCGGUUAAGUAGAGAGCUUGCAGGUUAAUCAUGAGUAAAGUGACUGGUUCCCAUUGAAAUCAUUAAAAAUGGACAACGCCGCAACUACAGAAUGUUUGACCCUUGACUUUGGUCCUUUUGAAACUGUUCAUCGUUGGCAACGUAUGCCAGAAUUCGAUGAAUUCGUUGGUGCCAGGCGUAGCAAACACACUGUUGUAGCAUAUAAAGAUGCGAUAUAUGUUUUUGGCGGUGAUGAUGGUAAAAGAAUGUUGAAUGAUCUGUUGCGAUUCAAUGUAAAAGAGAAAUAUUGGGGACCUGCACUGGCUGCAGGAGCUCCUCCUGCUCCACGUUACCAUCAUUCAGCAGUUGUGCAUGAUUCUUCUAUGUUUGUAUUCGGUGGUUACACUGGUGAUAUACAUUCCAAUUCAAAUCUUACCAAUAAAAAUGACUUGUUCGAGUACCAAUUCCAAACUUGCCAGUGGACUGAAUGGAAGUUCAUUGAUAAAAAACCUGUAGCUAGAUCUGCCCAUGGAGCUGCUGUGUAUGAUAAUAAGUUAUGGAUAUUCGCGGGCUACGAUGGAAAUGCACGAUUAAACGAUAUGUGGACAAUAUCUCUACUGCCUGGAGAACCGAGGGUAUGGGAAGAAGUUGUUCAAUCCGGUGAUUGUCCACCGACGUGCUGCAAUUUCCCUGUCGCUGUAGCUCGUGAAUCCAUGUUUGUAUUUAGUGGUCAGAGCGGAGCUAAGAUCACCAACAGUCUCUUCCAGUUUCAUUUUCGAGAAAGACGGUGGACACGGAUUUCAACGGAACGCAUACUUCGUGGUGCUCCUCCACCACCUGCCCGCCGAUAUGGUCACACUAUGGUCAGCUUUGACAGACAUCUUUACGUUUUUGGGGGCGCGGCUGACUCCACGUUACCUAACGAUCUUCAUUGCUAUGAUCUUGACACGCAAACCUGGAAUAUUAUUUUGCCAUCCGCCGACAGUCAAGUUCCAUCCGGUCGCUUAUUCCACGCGGCAGCGGUAAUCGGGGAGGCGAUGUUCAUUUUUGGUGGAACAGUUGAUAAUAAUGUGCGAUCAGGCGAGACGUAUCGGUUUCAAUUUUCGUCUUAUCCAAAGUGCACGUUGCACGACGAUUUUGGAAGAUUGUUAAAUGGACGCCUUUUCUGUGACGUGGAGUUCGUAGUAGGAGAUUUGGAAUCGAGGAUACCUGCCCACAUAGCUUUGGUAGCAGCUCGUUCGAAGUUUCUCAGAGCUUGCAUCAUACGGGCGCGAGAGAAGCGAGAGAAACACUUGGAAGAUGUGCUUGGGACUACGGACGUACCGACAAAGGACCUAUUAGAGGUGAGACUGCGGGACGCAGUACCGGAGGCUUUCGAAAUGGUCUUGAACUAUAUUUAUACCGAUCGCAUCGAUCCAACGAAAGGAAGCGAAGAUGGAUCUAGCAAUCGCGUCGAAGAUCCUUUGAGCAAUCGAAUAGUGCUCCUCAUGAUGGACGUCUAUCGUUUAGCUGUGGAAUUCAAUAUGAUACGCUUGGAACAACUGUGUGUCCAUUACUUGAAAGCCACCAUAAGCCACGCGAAUGUCCUUAAAGCGUUACACAACGCUGCACAAUUGAAACUUGACUUUAUAAAGGAAUUUUGCUUGAGCUUCAUUGUGAAAGAAAGCAACUACAAUCAGAUUGUAAUGAGCCAAGAGUUUGAGACCUUGGACCAACCUUUAAUGGUAGAAAUUAUUAGAAGGCGGCAAAUGCCUCAGGCGAGAAACUUCUCCAAGCAGUAUGACCUUGGUACAGGAACGACGCUUGAACAAGAUAUGGAGGCAUUCUUAAAGAGUGUCGGCAAAGAAUUCUGUGAUAUAACAUUGAUGUUAGAUGGAGUGCCGAUUCCAGCUCACAAAGCGAUUCUUGCGGCACGAUGUAGUUACUUCGAGGGAAUGUUCCGCUCCUUUAUGCCAGAAAAUAAUACAGUUAACAUACAAAUAGGUGAGAGGAUACCGUCUUCUGAAUCAUUCGACUCUUUGUUGAGGUACAUCUAUCACGCCGACGUUUCCAUGCCACCGGAAGACUCCUUAUAUUUAUUCACGGCGCCAGUUUUUUACGGCUUCACGAACUAUCGGUUGCAGGCAUUUUGUAAACAGAAUCUCGAAAUGAAUGUUACCUUUGAGAACGUUAUACAAAUCUUGGAAGCUGCGGAUAGAAUGCAGGCUGCCGAUAUGAAGAAGUAUGCGUUGGAUCUCAUAGUGCACCAUUUUAUACAGGUUGCAAGACUUCCAAGACUUAAGCAAUUGAGUCGAGAACUUUUGUUGAAUAUUAUCGAGACCUUGGCCGACGAGCGUAGCGAAGCGCGCCUGCGUCAAGAUAUGGCGAAUGAUUGCUGACGGAUUUCUGCCUCGCAUCGUUGCCCUUUUAAUUGGGACUUACCCUCACCCUCCAGCUUCCAAGUAAGUGUGCAGUACAGUAUCUUAACAAUGUUGAAUAUUUUCUACCUGCUGCGGCAAGGGUACAUGGUAGAUGAAUGUUUGAAAAGUCUGAAUGAUCAGGCGCGUAUGUAAAUAAGUAAACACAGUUGAAAUAUUCAGCUUCGACUUUAAGGUGGUUUAGUAAAAAAAUGAUAACAGUUCAGAUCUUCAAAUGAGAUUAAUAAAAAAAUUUAUUAAAAAUAUUUAAAUAUUGCACAUUGAUUAUGAAUGCUAUGAAACAUUGUGUUAAGUAUCAUUGUACUAAAUUUUUAAUGUUAAAUGAGGUUUGGGUACAUUUUACAAUAAAACCAAAUUUCAAAUUUAUAUAUAAUCUUUAGCUUUAUAUAUAAAAAUAACAUUAAGUAGGAAAAAUAAUUAAUCACCUGCGAUCACUUACUCCUUGAAAUAUAUUAUUAUUUGCAUAAUUCGACAAUUUCGCUUUUUUAUUGUGCAGUUCACUUAAAAAUCAGAUCACAUUUUUUUCGUCACUAUUUUGGAACAUUUUCAGUAAUUCUUCGUACUCAAUUACUGCCGCAAGUUUUUUAAUCAUGUCUAGUCAACUAGUAUAACUUUCAUUGGAGUGAUUUUACCUAAUUCCCUUCCGUUUCCUGGUACAUGGUCCCCUAAGAUUCCCUUCAUUUCCUGGCAUAUUUCCCUUAAAUUUCCCUUCAUUUCUUGGCACAUUUCCAUUUAAUUGCCAUGUUUUCUGGAACAUUUCUUGGCAAAGAUUCCUCGUGCCACCCCUUCGCAUAUCAUGUUCUUCUGAUACAAAAGGUAAGUUUCGAGAUUCAGUUAAUAAUUAUUUCACCUCUUCGCAUAUCAUGUUCUCCUGAUACCAGGAGUAAAAUUCGAGCCAGAAUUUGAUACGCACCAUGAAUUUCUCGUGCCACCUCUUCGCAUAUCAUGUUCUCCUGAUACCAGGAGUA